AUGAGGCCCACAGGUAACCUUAAAUCCUCCUAUAAUGUGGGGGAGCGAGUGGAAUAUGAGUGUAGGCUAGGAUACAGUCACCGGCGGCCUCUGCCCAAAUUUAUUACUUGUCAAGAGAAUCAACAAUGGUCACAGAUCUCAAAUGAUACUUGCUAUAAAAAAUCAUGUCCACGUCAAGCUGAACCCGCAAACAGUCAAGUUAACCUCGUAAAUGGAAGCUAUGAAUACGGGAACCAGAUUGAAUUUGUUUGUAAUGAGGGCUAUUACUUAAUUGGUGAACGUAUUCUGUAUUGCGAACUCAGUGAUUCAGGUAUGCAAUGGAGUGGCAGUCCUCCACGAUGUGAAAGGAUUGUGUGUGCACCACCUCCAGCCAUACCAAAUGGAGCACAUUCUGGCUUUGGCAUGGAAGUAUUUGAAUAUCAAGCAGCGGUAACUUACACGUGCAAUCGGGCGUCUGGACCAGAUGAAUUUUCACUUAUUGGAGAGAGUCAGCUGUAUUGUGUUGGGAGUGGAAAAUGGAGUAGUGACCCUCCUCAGUGUAAAGUGGUCAAGUGCCCAUUCCCAGGACUCACAAAUGGAAGGCAGCUAUCAGGAUUUGGGACAAAAUUUUAUUAUAAGGCAAAGGUUAUGUUUGCAUGCAACCAGGGAUUUUACCUUCAGGGCAGUGAGAUAGUUACCUGUGCUGAGAAUAGUACGUGGCAACCCCCUAUUCCAUCGUGUCUUCAAGGACAGCCGCCUUCCAAUACAAAACCUCCAAUUGUGAGUUCUUCAGCUCCAAAGCCUCCAAAUGGGAAUCCUUCAGUGACACCUGGUGAAAGACCUCCAGUAUCCUCACAGCCUCCAAAUGUAGCUCCUUCAGCCUCACGGCCUCCAAAUGUAACUCCUUCAGCCUCACAGCCUCCAAAUUUAACUCCUUCAGCCUCACGGCCUCCAAAUGCAGCUCCUUCAGUGCCACGGCCUCCAAAUGUAACUCCUUCAGCGCCACAGCCUCCAAAUUUGGCUCCGUCAGUGUGGAGGCCACCAAAAUCGCGGCCUUCGGUGUCGAUGCCUUCAGGGCCGGCUCCUUCCAGUGCAAGACCUCGAAUCUCCAGUAUUUUUCAGUAUACAUGUCUCCGUGAAGGACCAUUUGAUCUCAGAGAUAUACUUGGAUGGAUCGUUGUUUUGAUUACUACUGUGUUGGGAUUGUUGUAA
Messenger RNA from Lepus europaeus (European hare), 1191 nucleotides. Its product is annotated as membrane cofactor protein-like. Lineage: Eukaryota; Metazoa; Chordata; Mammalia; Lagomorpha; Leporidae. The transcript has a single exon. Gene Ontology annotation, biological process: negative regulation of complement activation, classical pathway. The record is from RefSeq and is a predicted model, not a curated record. The coding region runs from base 1 to 1191 and encodes 396 amino acids.